Myxozyma melibiosi is the source of this 2634-nucleotide messenger RNA. RefSeq names its product DNA replication licensing factor mcm5. Gene Ontology annotation, molecular function: 3'-5' DNA helicase activity; DNA replication origin binding; single-stranded DNA binding. The transcript has 4 exons. Gene Ontology annotation, biological process: double-strand break repair via break-induced replication; DNA replication initiation; DNA replication. NCBI's taxonomy places the organism in Eukaryota, Fungi, Ascomycota, Lipomycetes, Lipomycetales, Lipomycetaceae. The record is from RefSeq and is a predicted model, not a curated record. Bases 119 to 2335 code for a protein of 738 amino acids. Gene Ontology annotation, cellular component: MCM complex; nucleus.
GCCUUCUUCACCACCCCUUUCCUUUCUCUCUUCUCUCUCUCCUCGUCUCUCUCGCUCUACCCUCUCUCACCCCUUCCCACCGGUGAAUCUUCCUCAAUACUCAUAAACAGCCGCCAAUAUGUCCUUCGACCAGCCGCGGGUGUAUGCUGCCUCGGUACUCCCUCCUAGCGAGGUUCCUGGCGACGAAUCUCGCCUGGAGACAGAGGAGAGCUUUAGAGAUUUCAUCCUCGAGUUCAGAAUCGACAGCGAUUUCAUCUACCGUGAUCAACUACGGGAAAACAUCCUGAUCAAAAAAUUCUGUCUGUCGGUCGACAUGUCGCAUCUCAUCUCGUACAACGAAGAGCUCGCUCACAGACUGGUUAAUGAACCCGCUGAUAUGCUUCCUCUGUUUGAAUCUGCCGCGAGAGAUGUCGGCGGACGCGUUAUCUUCUCUGGAAACACCGAAGGGACCGGUGAAGCCGACCAGGCCAAGAACAUGGAAGAAGAGUCCCGGAAACAAGUUCCUUACUGUCAAGUCAUCUUGACCUCCAACGCCAACCCCUUGCCCAUCCGGGACCUGGACUCCACGCACAUCUCCAAGCUGAUCAGAAUUCCCGGUAUUGUCAUUGGCGCAUCCACUUUGGCGUCGAAAGCCACGAUGCUUCAUUUGACUUGCAAGGCCUGCCGCCACGUCAAGAAGCUGUUUGUCGGUGGUGGUUUUGCUGGUGUUACUCUUCCCCGCAUGUGUGAUGCGCCGCCUCAGAUGGACGAGGCCAAGAACUGCCCUCCGGACCCAUAUAUCAUUGUUCACGAGAAGUGUCAGUUUGUAGACCAGCAGAUCUUGAAGCUGCAGGAAGCUCCGGAUAUGGUUCCUGUCGGUGAGAUUCCUCGCCACAUCAUUCUCUCGGCCGACCGCUACCUCACCAACCAGGUCGUUCCUGGAAGCAGAUGCACAAUCAUGGGAAUCUACUCAAUCUACCAGUCAAAAGCAGCUUCUCGAGGAACGGGAAAAGCUGUCGCUAUCCGUAACCCGUACGUUCGAGUUGUCGGUCUGCAGAUCGAACAUGAUCAUCAUAGCAAGGCGGCCGCUUCGUUCACAGACGAAGAGGAAGAAGAGUUUUUGGCUCUUUCUCGUCAUCCCAGGCUAUACGAGGUCUUUGCAAACAGUAUCGCUCCGUCUAUUUAUGGCAACACUGAUAUCAAGAAAGCUAUUGCUUGCUUAUUGAUGGGUGGAUCAAAGAAGAUUCUGCCUGAUGGUAUGAGGCUUCGAGGAGAUAUCAACGUGCUUUUACUCGGAGACCCUGGUACCGCCAAGUCCCAGAUCUUGAAGUUCGUCGAGAAAGUGUCGCCUAUCGCAAUCUACACCUCCGGCAAGGGCUCUUCAGCAGCUGGUCUCACAGCUUCGGUUCAGAGAGACGCCGCGACCAGGGAGUUCUACCUCGAAGGAGGUGCGAUGGUUCUUGCUGACGGAGGUGUAGUCUGCAUCGAUGAGUUUGACAAGAUGCGAGACGAAGAUCGCGUCGCUAUCCAUGAGGCGAUGGAACAGCAAACAAUCUCGAUCGCAAAAGCUGGAAUCACUACGAUUCUCAACUCCCGUACUAGUGUUCUUGCUGCAGCCAAUCCUGUCUUUGGUCGAUACGACGAUAUGAAGACUCCUGGCGAGAACAUUGAUUUCCAGACCACGAUUUUGUCUCGUUUUGACAUGAUUUUCAUCGUCAAGGACGCACACGACGAAGCAAGGGAUCAGUCGAUUGCAAAGCACGUCAUGAACAUUCACAUGAAUCAGUACUCUUCUGCGGCCACCGAAGAGCAGGCGGGAGAGAUUCCGAUCGAGAAAAUGCGCAGAUACAUCUCCUACUGCAAAACCAAGUGCGCUCCAAGACUGUCUCCUGAGGCGUCCGAGAAGUUGUCGAGUCACUUUGUCAGCCUCCGCAAGCAGGUCCACCAGGUCGAGCAGGACUCCAACGAGCGAUCGAGUAUUCCCAUCACAAUCCGUCAGCUUGAGGCAAUCAUUCGAAUUACCGAGUCGCUCGCCAAGCUCCAGCUUUCACCAAUUGCGAGAGAGGAGCAUGUGGAUGAGGCUUUGAGACUAUUCUCUGCCUCAACCAUGGACGCCGUCGGACAGGGAGCGGGAUCGCGAACAGAGCUCGUCGAGCAGGUUAAUAGAAUCGAGGCCGAGCUCAAGCGACGUCUGCCGAUCGGCUGGAGUACCUCGUAUCAGACACUGGUACGCGAGUUCGUGGACGGGAAAAAAUACUCGCAGCACGCCUUGGAUAAAGCCCUGAUGAUUGCCGAACGUCGCGACACUAUUCAGUUCAGACACCAGCGUUCCAACGUUUACCGUACUGGAGUCUAAACUGGUCGAAAUGAUUUAGGGCGCUAUCAUUGAUGAUGGGAUUCGGUGUUUUGUUUUAGCAGCGGUUGUGUAUGAUUGAUCUUGCUGAUCUGUUUCGUCUUUGUUUGAGGUUGUUUAAAGAUGUAUUGUAUGGCGUUUGUGCUUUCUUGUGUUCGAAUAAUGAUAAUAGUGCAAAGUAUUUAUUGACCGUCGCAGUCAGAAACACGCAGACUGAUAUCUGUCAACAGACGACGUCAUGAAAACAAUAACCGUAAAUCACUAACUUAAUGAAAAGCUCAAACGUCUCCAUGUUAGGAAAG